UUCCCUUUUACCUCAUCCCAUAUUCGGCUUUCUUUCUUUCUUUUUUUUUUAAUUCUCCUGUCUUGUUCAUCCUUCUAUCUGAAUUGCCAUUUUUAAUUGUUAACCCUUCUGUAUUUUUUUGACUUCCACACGGGUUCCUUACUACCUCACCUUCCACAAUGGCCGCCCCAGGCCAGCCGUCCCCUCAACAGCUCGCCGCCAUGCAACAGCAGUUUGCAGCCGAGGCUGCCAGGCGUGGAAUGACCCCGGAAGAAUUUGCUAAGCAGCAGCGUGAACAGCUCAACGCCGAAGCUGCAAAGCAUGGAAUGACAACUGAACAAUACGUCACACAGCUCAGGAUGCGUGCACUUGCCGCACACCAGAAAGCAGCUCAGAUGCAACAGCAAGGUCAAGGCCCCUCUGCACAGCCGGCACAGCCGGGGCAGCCAGGGCAGGCACCUCAACCCGGACAACCAGCGCAACCUGGACAGCCUGCGCAGGCCCCGCAGCAGCAACCACAACCACAGACUCACCAAGUGCCUGUUAACCCCUCGAAUCCUCCAAACCCCAAGGCGAUCGCGGUUGCCAAGUUCUUGAAAUCGCAGAAUCUGAAAACCAGGACUUGUAUAAUGGAUGGACAGAGAAAAGAUAUGUUCAAAGUGAAACGUGCCAUCCGUGCCCUUGAAUCCCCUGCCUACGCGAAAGCUCAGAAAAAGAACCCGCUACUACCGCCAGUGACAGAUCGUGUUUCGGCUGAGAAUGUAUUCAAACUCCUCCCACUGUCUCUGCUUGCGUUACGAGUGUCUAAAGUGGACCCCCACGCCGGCCAUGGUCAUGCCAAACCCGCAAAACGAGUCAAGGGGUUGUGGACGGUUAAGAUUGAACAACAUCAAGAAGCAAACCCAAUGAUGCACUAUGUCUGGCUUUACGAGGGUCCCCAAUGGAAGCAGAAGGCCAUGGCUGCCGCGGUGGUUGCCGGUAUCUUCGCCGUUGUGCUCUUCCCCUUGUGGCCUAUCAUGCUGAGACAAGGAGUCUGGUACCUUAGCGUGGGUAUGAUGGGCCUGCUUGGUCUGUUCUUUGCCAUGGCUAUCUUCCGCCUGAUCUUGUUCUGCAUUACUGUCUUCGCUGUACCACCUGGUCUUUGGUUAUUCCCCAAUUUAUUUGAGGAUGUUGGUUUCUUCGAUAGUUUCAAGCCCUUGUGGGGCUGGCAAGAGACAAAGAGGAAGAAGAAGAAGUCCAAGAAGGCAUCUGGCGCUGCACCUGAAGCUGCUGGUUCUGAGGUAACUGAGUCGACUCCUACCGCAACCACCACUGCAACCCCGGACGCGGCUGGUCCCGUGAAGCGUGAUCUCACGGCUAGAGUUGAGGAGGUGACAGAAGAGUAAUUUAUAUAAAACUCUUCAUUUGAAAAUUCGCACGCGCUUUCCAUUUGCAUUGCUUGCGCAUAAAAUUUAUGAGUUGCUGCGCCUAGUUUUUCUUUCUGCUGUUCGGUAUUUACCCUUCUUUUUCUGUCUUAACUGGUAUUCUUGAGCCUGGCCAUAAGGGCUUCUCCUUAGGGGGUAUGAAGGGAGUCGUCUAGGAAUUGAUACGAGAGCGUAACGAUGCUUUGCCAUGGCUAAACUACCACCAGCCCUGGUCCUUUUGUAGUAUCAAUAAUAGCGAUGUACAGGUCGGUGUCUGAUGAGUUCGUCCCAACACCAAGUUGAAUAUCACAGCUCUGCAGUCUGUCAUGGAGAGAUAACUACAGGUUGGCGAGAACAGGGGGAAAAAAGGCCAUGCCAAUAAAGCUCUAUAAAUUACCGCCAUGUUCCACAGCCGUUUAUUGUUCAUUAGAAAUGUAGUGAGUGAGUGUAUCUCC
Messenger RNA from Aspergillus ochraceoroseus IBT 24754, 1837 nucleotides. Its product is annotated as Sec62 family protein translocation protein. Gene Ontology annotation, cellular component: endoplasmic reticulum membrane; endoplasmic reticulum. Lineage: Eukaryota; Fungi; Ascomycota; Eurotiomycetes; Eurotiales; Aspergillaceae. Gene Ontology annotation, biological process: post-translational protein targeting to membrane, translocation. Bases 159 to 1364 code for a protein of 401 amino acids. The record is from RefSeq and is a predicted model, not a curated record. The transcript is spliced from 3 exons.